Molecule: messenger RNA, 1323 nt
Organism: Triticum dicoccoides
Lineage: Eukaryota; Viridiplantae; Streptophyta; Magnoliopsida; Poales; Poaceae
Exons: 1
Coding region: 1-1323 (440 amino acids)
Molecular function (GO): protein binding
Source: RefSeq, a predicted model, not a curated record
AUGGCCGCGCCGGCGCCGGCACCGGCCUCCAUCCCCGUCCCGGACGAGCUCCUGGAGGAGAUCUUCCUCCGCGUGCCCAGCCUGAACGCGCUCGCCCUCGCCUCCGCCGCCUGCACGUCCUUCCGCCGCGUCAUCAAAGCCCGCGCCUUCGGCCGCCGCUUCCGCGCGCUGCACCGGCCUCCCCUCCUCGGCUUCAUGGACGCGGGCGGAUUCCACCCCGCCCAGGCGCCGCACCCCUCCGCCCCGCUCGCCGUCGCCGUAGCCCCCUCCGCCGCCGAUUUCUCCUUCAUCCCGGUCCCGGACGUCGUUUCUUUUUCCUCCUCCUGCGUCCCGCAGGGGGAAGGCCCCCGCUGGCGGCCCCGCGACGUCCGGGACGGCCGCGUCCUCCUCGAUUGGACCCCCCUCUACCACUGCAUCAUCAAGAGCUGGGGCUACUCCGAAGAAAGGAUCCUCAUCGGUGACUACGAAGAUGGUCCCCGGACCAAACGGGAGUUGUGCAAAGCCGCCGAGUUCCAGCUCGCAGUCUGCCAUCCCUUAUCCCGCAGAUACAUGCUGCUUCCAACCAUACCCAAGGACCUCGCCGCCCAGCCGCAAGAUCGCCUUUGGGCAUUCGAGCCCGUGCUCGCUCCCAACACCGGGGACGAUGGAGAGGAGGAGCCCUUCAAGGUGAUAUGCUUUGCAAGAUACCCGGCAAAGCUCGUCCUCUUUGUCUUUUCAUCCACAAGUAGGCAAUGGUCCAUGGUUGAGUCUCCCAGCUUCCCUUGUUUGGAAUACUUGUCAUGUUUUGACUGCGUGCGCGGCUGCUUCUACUGGACAGAACCUUAUCACUGGAGUCACCAUUUGAUGGUGCUGGACACACGCACCAUGAUGUUCUCCACUGUUGAUCUUCUCACCGGCUGCCAUAAAGAGCUCAAGGAUCUGGAUGACCAGAGCUUUCAUCGGCGGCGGCCGAAUGCAGUUGUUGCGGGUAGACUAGGAGGCGGAGCCCUUGAGAUGUUUUCUCUUGUCGGUCAACACGGGUCCUUUGCUCUCUACCACACCUCUUUGCAGAAUAAUUACCAAGAAUGGAAGCUGAAGAAGAUCGUACACCUGCCUGAGCAGUAUCAUGACUAUUCCAUUUCCACGGUGGGCGCAGCCGAGGGAUUCUUGUUCUUCCAAGGCGCUCCAGAAGGUAAUCCUAUUGAGAAUGUGGAUUGUUACUCAAUGGAGGUCAAGACUUAUGAAAUGACCAAGGUCUGUUCCAAGCUGGUGGACUUCUCCAAUCGCAAGCUUGCCCUCCCAUACUUUAGCUUCCCACCGGUGUUAUCGGAACCAACUAUUUGA